This is a messenger RNA of Theileria parva strain Muguga, 2186 nucleotides long. RefSeq names its product tRNA methyl transferase family protein (gene mnmA). Gene Ontology annotation, biological process: tRNA processing. Gene Ontology annotation, molecular function: sulfurtransferase activity. The coding region runs from base 1 to 2082 and encodes 693 amino acids. The transcript is spliced from 5 exons. NCBI's taxonomy places the organism in Eukaryota, Apicomplexa, Aconoidasida, Piroplasmida, Theileriidae. The record is from RefSeq and is a predicted model, not a curated record.
AUGUUUAAGUAUUUUAUAUUACUGUAUAAUUAUUUAUUAUUUAUAUUUUUCAAUCAUUUUCGUAUAAUUUUUGUAAUUCAUCAUCAUUUUGCCUAUUCCAUCUCAUACAACCACAAAUUAGUAAAUAAGGUUGAGAUUCUAAACAAAAGAAGCAAAAUUAGGAAUAAAAAUAACUCUUUGUAUCAAUAUUUAUUCAUUAAUAAUAACAACAUUAACAAUUUUGUUAAAAAGGAACAAAUUCGAGCCGAUUCUGAAUCCCGGCACACCUCAAAAUCCACUUUUGAUUUUAAAGAUAAUGAUUUAAAUGAAAAAAUUAAACAAAGAAUAGAAUCUGAGUCAUCAAAUUUGUUAAAUGAUAAUUUAAAUAAAAAUGAUUUUAUACAGGAAUUAGCCAGAGUUGGAAAGUCAAUUUACCAUAAUAUACCAACACCCACUCUGUUUAAAUCCGUACCUAAUGGAAUAAACCUCUUAAAAUCAUUUAAUUCAAAUGAUUUUAAUUCUCUGGGAUGCAAUGGAAGAGAUUAUUUUCUGGUAAAAUCGCCUGCCCCUGUAGAUUAUAAACUUCUGGAUGAUUGUUCUUCUUCAAUAUACAUAUCGACAUAUCUAGAUGAGGAUAAAAGAAUAUAUAUAGAUGGCAUUUCUGAUAGUUUAGUAUUUAAAGGUAUCAUAUCAUUACUUGUAUCAAUAAUUGGUUGGACAAACUAUCUACAACUGGAUGUUGAGCUCGUUAAGAAACAUAAAUUCUUUAAGAAAAUCAUUGAUUAUGGAAUAAUUAGUGAAAACUCACUUAACUCUAUUCUAAAUCACAUUAAAAAUGAGCUGAACAAACAACUCAAUCCCACUAAAGGAUUUAAAAGGGCGUCAAUGUUCCAAUCGCCAAGAUCUAAAAAGAGGGUUGCGGUGCUUGUUAGUGGAGGAGUUGAUUCAUCCUUGGCCUUAUGGCUUAUGAAGAGUAGAGCGUUUGAUGUACACGCAUUCUACUUAAAAGUAAAUGAUUUAUCAAAUGGGCCAGGAUUAUGUGCAUCGAAUGAUAUAUCAUAUGCAAUGCAAGUUUGUAAUAUAUUAGGAGUAACGCUCCAUGUACUACCAUUCUCAAAGGCUUAUUCUGAACAUAUAUUAUCUGGUGUACUGGACGAUUACAGGAAAGGAGAAGUGCCAAAUCCGGACGUUUUAUGUAAUAGCAGAAUUAAAUUUGGUGAAUUUUUGAGAAUGGCAAUUGAUUGGGGAUUUGAUUACGUAGCAUCAGGACAUUACGCAACACUGUGCGAUGAUUUUUUCACAAAAGAACAGAUUAAAUCGCCCAGUUCUCUAAAUGGGUCCACAUCAAUUAAUGGAUACUAUAAAAUUAAAAGAUUGUGCUUAUCUAAUGAUACGUUAAAGGACCAGACCUACUUUCUGAGUAGAUUAACCCAGAAUCAAAUGUCAAAGUUAAUAUUUCCAAUAGGUCAUCUUACAAAGAGCCAGGUGAGAGAAUUUGCUAAAACAGUUGGACUUCCAACAUUUGAUAAGAAGGACUCUUUUGGACUAUGCUUUUUGGAGGACUUGGAUAUAUCACAAUAUUUGACGAAAUCACUUGGGGAAAGUCAAGGUCCAAUUGUUGAAUAUGAAACUAAUAAAGUCAUUGGCACUCAUAAUGGUUUAUAUAACUUUACAAUUGGACAGAAGAAGACUAUAAACAGCUUUUUAAACCCUAAACAUGUUGGAAGUACACCAAAAUAUGUUGUAAAGAAGGAUAUUGCCACAAACACACUGUACGUAAGCUCAAAUUACAAUGAUGAUUUUUACACCAAUCCGAAAGGAAUCAGAUCAAGUUUUAAAGUUAAAGACAUGUUCUGGAAUGUACCAGACUAUAAAGAAUUGAUAAAUAAAAUACAAUCUGAGGGAUCAGAUGAUAAUUUUAAAUUUAAGGUUAAGUUAAGACACACACCUAAUUAUAGCCAGUGUGCAAUUAAUUUUGAUGGUGAUGAAGCCACUGUAUUUUUAAAACACCCAGAUACUGGUAUUUCUACAGGCCAAUAUUGUGUAUUUUAUGCUGAUAACUAUUGCAUCGGAUCAGCGAAAAUGGUCACUAAUAAUAUAUGAGUUAGCAGCAGCAACAAUUUUCCCAUUGACAAUUCUAAAUGCAGCAUUAAAAUGAUCCAGCUUGGUUUAAAAUUUUAUAAUGUAAUUUAUUUAUUUUAAUGUUA